This is a messenger RNA of Perognathus longimembris pacificus (Pacific pocket mouse), 885 nucleotides long. It is a transcript of the gene Smco3, whose product is annotated as single-pass membrane protein with coiled-coil domains 3. The record is from RefSeq and is a predicted model, not a curated record. Lineage: Eukaryota; Metazoa; Chordata; Mammalia; Rodentia; Heteromyidae.
CCUCACACAAUCACGUUUCUCCCGACCUGGGCAAGCAAAGAAUUCUGAGCACCAAAGCAGGCAGGCAGAGGGACCCAGCAGGGCCUAGAAUGCCUGUCAGUCAUCACAUUCCAUGAGAGACAUCCAGAAACAUCCAGAUGGAGGGGGGCACUUCCACAAUUCUCUCUACUGCUGGACCCAACUGGGAAAAACCACGGGUAAGCUUGCCACAUGGCGCACAGUGACUUCCUGUACCCAGAUAACCCCAGGAGGCGACAGGAAGUCAACCAUCUCCACCAGCAGCUCCUUGGCUGCCUAUUGGACAGCUUCGAGGCCACCAAUGAGCUGAUCGGGGUCCUCAACACACACCUGGGGUGCAGGCUGGACUCCAUCGAGAUGAGAAGGCACGGGACCAUCAAAGACAACUGCGACGUCCUCAUCAGGGGCGUGAGGGAAAUCCAGAGGGAGCUGCAGAAGGUGGAUGAGGCCUUACGGGCCAAGCUGGAGCCCACCCUCUACAGGAAGCCGGACGUGAAGGAGAAGGAGACGGAGAAGGUCGCCAUCGUGCAGAAGGUGAUCUCGGUCAUCCUGGGGGAAGCCACUUCCGUAGCCAGCGCCGUGGCCGUGAGACUGGUGGGCUCAGAGGCCACCACGGGCCUGCUCCACAAGCUGGUAGCCGUGCUGGGUCACAUCGGUGCCUCCCUCCUGGGCAGCGUCGGGGUGGCCGUCCUGGGCCUUGGCCUCGAUCUCCUGUUCCGGGCCAUCCUGGGAGCGGUGGAGAAGAGCCAGCUGCAGGCAGCCAUCAAGAGUUACGAGGCACAUCUGGUGGAGUUCAGAUCCGCCUCCCGGAAAUACCACCAGGCCAUUUUGGAGGUCACCGACAUGGUGAGACGCCAGAAGAAAUGA